Messenger RNA from Tribolium castaneum (red flour beetle), 1910 nucleotides. RefSeq names its product EF-hand domain-containing family member B. The record is from RefSeq and is a predicted model, not a curated record. The transcript has a single exon. Bases 295 to 1887 code for a protein of 530 amino acids. Lineage: Eukaryota; Metazoa; Arthropoda; Insecta; Coleoptera; Tenebrionidae.
CAUACACAUUGAUCAUAAUUGUUAUUUCCAGCACUUGGAAUUGUAGCGAUCGAUAUCACCCUUUAAUUUGCACUGAUAGAUAAUAUCUUAGUGUCAGCUCUCUAACAGCGUCAUUUAUCACUGUUUCACGCAAAGCCCCUGAAGGAUAUUUUCAGAUAUUACAACAUCGGAAUGAUGGUCAUGAAUUAUUGAUUCUUGGCCGAAAGGUGUCAAACGUAUUGUUUAGAAGAAGAAAUAAUGAUUUCUCCAUAAAUUACUAAAUAUUACGUCACUUUGACGCUUAAAAAUUGUAAAAUGGCUUCAAACGAGAAUAAGUUUAUCGAUCGAGCCCCAUUCAUUUUAGCCGCCGGAAAAUUAUCCGAUAAUUUGGGAGAUAGCGUCGCGAACUGUUUAAAACAAUAUUCCGUAGACGAUGCAUCUAAAGCUUUGAAGUAUUUUGCCAAUGCAAAGAACGCCAAGCCCGUGUACGAACCCGAACCUUAUAAAAACAAAAUCCAGAGAGGUGUUUAUACAGAAAUCCGGACAAUCCUGCAGCCGGCGGUAAAAACCCGCUACCAAACCCUAAUUAAUGAACUGAAAGAGACUUCGUACGAAUCGCACUGGAAUAAAUGCAUCGGCAAAAGUCGCGAUCCAAUUCCCGGACUGCCAAAGGGAUUAAAUCCACUUGAAGUCACUUUUGGAAUAAAAAGCAACAAGGACGAGUCAGUCAAAGAGCUCGUGAAUCCGCCGAAAGGCGUCUAUCAGGUCCUGACAGAGAACCAGAUUGCUCAUGAAAUGUAUAAAAAAUCGCACAAUGACUACAAUGUGGGGGAGCGGAUCUGUCGCAAUUAUUUAUCCCCGGCUUUCGAUAGCUCAAAACGGUUCGGCGAACGGACGAAAUUCGAUCCACGGGGAAUUUGGGUUAGGUGUGCUUGCACUUGGCAUCAGAACGAGCCGGUGGUUUACACGAACAAAAUCCAGGCCGAUUUUUUGAACAAAACCCGGAACAAACUGGGCGAGUGUCUGCGGCCGAAUAAUAUCGGCGAGCAGCUGCCUAAAGAUUUCGUCUACGGAAAACCAGCAGUGAGGGACUUGUACGGCGUUGAAGAGUUGCUGAAAGAUGGCGACUGUCCACCAUGCCAGUUUAAACGAGACCUGAAGUGCUGGCUCAUGUCCUUCAACAAGAUGAAGCAGAACUUAUUCAAGCGGUUCACUCUGGAAUUCACACCCAAUGAUCUGGCCAAAUCCUUGCUGUAUUAUGAUGGGGACCAAAGUGGGACCUUGCCUUUGGAGACGUUCUACAAAGUGUGCUCCUGCCACCGUUUCACCUUCGACAGGGCAAAUCUGGAGCCGCUGCUGCGGCUGCUUUCAAUCAUUUGCGAGGAUAAAAUCCUCUAUAUGAAAUUUCUGGAUAUUGUGGACAGCAAGACUCCGCCCUUGCAGCUGAUGAAAAUUCAGGAUGUUCCCGAGCGCAAUCAGUAUUAUCUCAGUUCGAGUCAGGCGGCCGUUUGCGAUUACUUGCUAAUAAAUAAUGCCAGUAGUCCCCCCGCGGGCAUUCCAUCCAUUCGAUACGACUUGUCACGUCCUAUAGUCCCGCACGGAGGCUGCAGAGCCGAUUUGGAAAAUUUGGGGGACGAGUGCUCGGCUGCAAUUUUACUGAAUCCGAGCGUUUAUUGCAACUACGGUUUGUCAUUCCGAGAUUUCUUCCUGCCUCGAAAACCUGACGUUUUACGAAGCUUAUUUGAAAAAGUCGGUUACGAAAUAGACGACGCAUCCUUUGAAAAAUUGUGGACGGAAGGCGUCGAUCAGGAUAAAACUGGCUCAGUGUGCGUCGACACUUUUAACAAUUUGGUGCAAAAGUAUAACGGCGAGCAUAAGAAACUGAAAAUUGAUGAAGCAACAUGCUGAAUAAAUAAACACGAAAUGUGGAA